GCGAAGAGAGAGAGAGAAAGAGAGAGAGGAAAAAACGGCUCUCAGCAAAGCAACAAGAAGGAAGAGCAAUGGCGACACUGGAUCGCCAAAUACCAAGUCCGGAUACCUUUUUGUGCGAACCUUGGUCUUCCUUCGUCAGUGCGACUAAAUUACGUUUUGUUGAUAACGCAGUCUCGUCUCCGGAGAAGGACGACACCGACUCUUGCCGCCCCGCCGAAGCCGCGAAACUCGGCAGAAACGAGAUGCUUGUCUGCACCCAUUUCCCUGCUUUGGAGGAUUUUUGUCUUGUUGUCUGCCAUGUCUGCAGUAAGGUGGUGACUCCUCAGGGCAUCCUCACACAUUACGAGAAGCAACACAGCUCCCCGGUCCCCUCCAAGAGCCCUGUGCUUCCCAUGAAGCCCAAAGCGCCUGCGGUGGCCUCCGCUGUGGCCCCCAGCCCGGGGGACUCGCUGGCUUUCAGGGUCCCCAAAGACUACCCUCAUUCCCGCUUCAGCAAGGCACCGCUUGCCGUCUACCCACCGAAAGGAGCAAGGAACAAGACAUGCGUGUCGUUGCCAGUCGUGAGCUUGGAGAAGAUGCCCUGCCUGAACCGAGCAGACUCGACGUCGCACGUUCGCCUCAACUCCUCGUCCUCCUCCUCUUCGUCCUCAUCCACGCUCUCGCCUCUCAAAUCUUCCUCCUUCGCCUCGCAGCGCUCCGGCGAAAAGCUCACCAACGGCCGCGGCGGCGGCCCCUCAACGCCGCGCUCCAUCACGCCUCCCUCCUCCUCCCUGGACAGGCGUCCGAGCCCGGCCAGAUCGCCCCUGAACAGACGAGCGCCGUCGACAGCGUCUCCCUCCCCGAUGGACAAGAAGCCCUCGCUCUCGCCCUCCCACAGGUCCGUCGCUCUCCCGUCAUUGCCGUCGCUUUCGCCUUUGGAGAAGAAGCAGCAGAACGGAACCAAGACCCCCGCCAGGCCGCACAAGAGAGCCUCAGGGAGAGUCUUUGAUCCUGACAAGCACUGCGGCGUGCCCGACCCCGAGACUAAGCGCUCCUGCACACGCUCGCUCACCUGCAAGACUCACUCCCUAACCCAGCGCCGCGCCGUGCCCGGCCGGAGCCGGCUGUUUGACGUGCUGCUGGCCGAGCACAAGGGGCUGGCGAAGGAGAGGGAGGCUCUGAAGGAGAAGGAGAAGGAAGCGGCGCAGAGAGGGAAGGAAGCGUGCGGCCAGAGCGUCGCGCCUCAAGACUCGCCGAGUCCCAGCAAGCCCCACUGCCCCGGCGAACGGCCGCUGUCCUCGCUGAAGCUGCGGCUCGCAAACGCGCACAUACCGAGAGUUCCAGGCGGCUCCUCCUCCGCCUCCUCCUCCCUCUCCGCCUCCAGUCCUCUGCCUCCAGCGGCGCCUCCUGCCGCGACGCCCGUCCCAGAGCCGUCUCCAAGCAGCUGGACGAACGCAGCGGGGGACGGCGGGCGGCUUUCCAGCGACGAGGGAGACGCGGACACCCCGGAUGACGCCGACAGGCCUUCCCUGCACUACUCCAGUCAUCAUCCACGGCCUUCAGGGUUUUGCGUCUUCAGCAGCCGGCUCGUGGGUCCGGGCUGCUACGUGUUCGACAGGCGGUGGGACAGGAUGAGGCUGGCGCUGCAGAGCAUGGUGGAGAAACACCUCAACGCGCAGAUGUGGAGGAAGGUGCCUCUGGCUGCCGAGAGCCUCCCCUCCAACUCCACGUCCGUCGCCGCCUCGGUUACCGCGCACCAGGCUCCUCCCGCUGCCGUCCUGUCCUCCCCCUCCAACAGCCUCACCUACACCACCUCGUUCCCACAGUCGGCGUCGGCGGCCGGACUGUUUGGCGUCAGAGACUCGCCGGGAAAAGCCCGGAACGGCUCGCACAAGGCCGGCUGCUCGCCCAAAGACUCGGAUGCCCCGGCGGCGGCGAAAAAGAGAAAGAACUCUUCGCACCCUCCGCCGUCGCCGUUUCAGACGGUGGACGCCCACCGACGGAACGGCAGCAGCUUUCAUCAGACGUUUCAGGGCUUCGGGGCGGCCAGGGCGUCGUCGGCCAAAAACAAGGGACCUCGAGCGGGAAGCGGGCUUCUGAGCAGCUCAGACGACUGGCUGUCCAGAGCAGAGCAAAGCCACAACACACACAACUGUCGUGAACUUGGCACCAGUGGUCUAACCUACGCGGCCAGGGAACCGUCCUCGGCCCCCCACCAGCCAAUGCCUCCGCCCACAGGACCCUUAGCUUACGGCGGAGGAGCAGAGGGGAGGAAGAGGAGGAGUCCCAGCUCCUACAAAGGGAAAUCCAGCAAAGCGAGCCGACCGGGCGGACUGGAGAGCCUCUUUGGGAAGGGAAACGACGGCAUGGGGAUCUUGGCGUCGGGGCCCGAGUCGCCCAGACAGGCCAAGUUGAAUCACUGACAGAAAGCCGUUGUGCGGACAGAACGUCGGGCCGCUGUCCAGGCCACCACCAUAUGUGACCUUUGACUUCACCACUCUUCCAGCGACGGCUUCAGUGUGACACGGUGGAGGUGUGGGGUGGCGGCGUCCUGUCGGGAAUCUCCCAUGCCUCUCUCUUUGAUUGUGGUUUUUACAGAACCCAAAAAAAAAAAACUAUUAUUUGCAAAGGGAAUUCUCCGGCGCCGCAGAAGUUUCUGGAGUUUGGUUUCCAGCCCGCUGGGCAAAGAAAGACAACUGUGAUUGUUUUUCCAGGACCACCCGACACAACUACUGUGGGACUUUAGCUAUGCCACUUUGUUGCUCCCACUGGCCUUUUUUCCUCACUCUGGCUCUUUCUGUCUUUUUGUCUGAGACGGGGAGCGUCGGCAGCGAGUUCGGCUGGGUUUUAGCCAGUUCUCUCCCCUGCGCACCCAGCGGCUUUGUCCGUUUCCCUCCGUUUCUGUCCCAGCAUGCCUGUGUUCCAAGUGCACUUACUGUCCUGAGUUCCUCGACUGACUCCCCCCUCCUUAGCCUCCCCGCCUUCCGCGUCGGUGCCACGCAGAAGUCCUGCUCGCGCAAAACGGAGGGAAGGAAGCGUUCGUGUUACCAAUGAUGCCACAUCGGUGCGUUGUAUUUCAGUACCGGAUAAGGUUUGACUUUA
Messenger RNA from Poecilia latipinna (sailfin molly), 3081 nucleotides. RefSeq names its product ataxin 7-like 1 (gene atxn7l1). The coding region runs from base 69 to 2402 and encodes 777 amino acids. The transcript has 12 exons. NCBI's taxonomy places the organism in Eukaryota, Metazoa, Chordata, Actinopteri, Cyprinodontiformes, Poeciliidae. The record is from RefSeq and is a predicted model, not a curated record.